AUGUAUAAAUUCCAAAUAAAGAUACCCAGAUUUAUGAAUGUAGGACAAGAAAUACUCAAAUCAAUAGAGAAUGGAAACAAGGCUGAAUCCUAUUACAAAAUACUAGAUGAACUUAUAAUGGAAAUCAGUGCUUGUAUUACUAGGACAGAUAAAAUAUGGAAUAAAUCAAAGCGCAAGUUCAAGAAACGCCUUGACAAACUUUUAUUACUGCGUAUCAAACCCGGCAUAAACACAUUGAACUUUUGUAGAAGUAUAAAUGGAUUAUCGAUAGAUAAUGACAUAAACAACAUGGAUGAAAAUGAAGAGUCAAGAAACCAGAUGACAAAAAUAGACAUGAAAAUAAAAUAUAUUUUUGACUGUCUAGACAGUAAAAAUAAAAUCUGUGUAACUGCAUUCAGGGAAUAUGUUAAGGAGCACAAAAAAGAGCAGUUUGUGAUGGACUUCCGAAAUGCAUUAGAAGAUCCAGAACUGAGAGAUUUAAUUUAUGCGAUUCCUAUAGAGUUUGAUAAUGGAGAAACAUGUGUAUAUCGUUGUGAUAAAGAAAAAGGUGGUAGAUUUAUGGUGUUUGAUUGGACUACGGAAUGCACAAACAUGCUUUUACAUGCAUAUACAUGCAUUGAAUCGAUUUUAACUGAUGAAGCAAAUGUGAAUAAAUGGAAGGAGAAUCUUCAGGUAAUAAAGCAGCAGAUGAAAAGAAUACACACAACAUUGAACUUCAUGUACAGAAUGUUUGAUUUUGAUUCAAAAGAAGAGAAUAGGGUGGUUGAUGAAAUUAAAAGGCAUGGAUUUGAUAUUGAUACACAUGGGAUGUUUAGUAAAACUACUCAUAUGCUAGAAAAUAUCAAGGUUGGGUUUCAGAAUACACGAUUACGAGCACUGGCUUACAAUUACCAUUUGAAGGGUUUAAAGUAUGUAUUAAGGUAUGAUGAACAAAACGAUAAAAUCGAAAUAUUUAUGAUAGGAAUCAAUUGUUGUGUAUUACUGGAUUUAGUUGGGUAUUUAGUGUGUGUAAUAAUGCUAUUUAUUGGAGUUGGAUAUGUAGUAGGAGUAGAUGUGAGUAAGAUUUAUAGAUUAAAGUUGUGUGUGUUUGCAAUAUCAGUGAUUGUACCGAUUGUAUCUAUGGUACUUGCAUUGAAUAGCAUGAAAGCAAUGUGUGAAGAGAACAAAAUCAAGGUACCAGUAGCCGUAGCAUUACCUGCUGUAAGUGCAAUGUGUUUAAUGAUAGUAAAUGUGUAUGUUUACGUUAUGAACGAAUGUGUGAUGUCACUGUGUGAACUACUUAUUCAUCUUUCAAUGACAUUGCUUGUUGUGAUGAGCAUGAGCGUGUGCAUAUGGCGAGACGUUUAUGAUGAGAUGUUGAUGUGUGGAGUGAAUGUGUUAAUGAUUAUUGGAUAUUUAAUACGCAAAGUGUGUGUAAAUAUAAUUGAUGGAGAAUACAGUGAUGUAGCAAUGAAGUUGAAGAAUGUAGUGGAGAUAGGAUUGGUAGUGACAUCAC
Messenger RNA from Ordospora colligata OC4, 1495 nucleotides. RefSeq lists its product as uncharacterized. The annotation marks the transcript as partial. The transcript has a single exon. The record is from RefSeq and is a predicted model, not a curated record. Lineage: Eukaryota; Fungi; Microsporidia; Ordosporidae.